AUGCUCAUAUUUGGACUCGGCUGCCCGUGCCCAGGAAUUUCCCGUCAUGCCUCCCGCCGCCCCGUCCGUCGCCCGGAGCCGGGGAGGGAGGAAGGGAGGCUCGGGCGGCGGCGGCGGCGGCGGCGGCUCCCUGGUCCUUCCAUGAGCCCGCGGCGGACCCUCCCGCGCCCCCUCUCGCUCUGCUUGUGCGUCUGUCUGGCCGCGGCCGCGACGCGAGGAGCCGCGCAGCCCGGGUCACGUAGGGAUACAAAGAACUGUAAGGUGGUCUUUUCCCAGCAGGAACUGAGGAAGCGGCUAACACCCCUGCAGUACCAUGUCACUCAGGAGAAAGGGACUGAAAGUGCCUUCAAAGGAGAAUACACACAUCACAGAGAUCCUGGAAUAUAUAAAUGUGUUGUUUGUGGAACUCCGUUGUUCAAGUCAGAAACCAAAUUUGACUCUGGUUCAGGCUGGCCCGCCUUCCACGAUGUGAUCAGUUCUGAUGCCAUCACCUUCACAGACGACUUCUCCUUUGGGGUGCACCGGGUGGAAACAAGCUGCUCUCAGUGUGGCGCUCACCUCGGGCACAUUUUUGAUGACGGGCCCCGUCCAACCGGCAAGAGAUACUGCAUCAACUCGGCAUCCUUGUCCUUCACACCUGCCGAUGGCAGCGGGGCCGACACGGGCAGUGGGGCGCCCGGCCCAGCCCCGGCGGACAGAACGGAGCUGUAGAGUCCCGGGAGCGAUGGGAACAAGUGCUCUUAGUGCACAGCUUGUUAACAGAAUGCAGAAUUGUCUAUCUUAGAUAUAUUUUUUCAAAAGAAUAUAAGGGCAGUUUUGUGCUAUUGAUAUAUUUCUUCUUUUGCUUAAACAGAGGCCCUGGCCACCAGUGUAUUUUGCUAUUGACUAGAUCCAGAACUGUUUAUAACUGUAGUGAACCAACAUAGCUCUGUGAAGCUUCUUCCCAAGCCACUUAAGUACCCUUCGGCAUUAUUUUCUUCAUGCACAUAGCUUCUUUUGAGGUCCCCUCCCCCUUGCUGAGGAGGCAGAGGUGCUUGGUCUUCAGACGUGAAAUCGAGACCUGUGCACUGUAGAGACCGGAGCUCAGAAGUGCAGGGCGCCGAGACCUGCGAGACACAUGGCCCUGAGGCAUUUGUACAGAUAAGGAUGGAGUGAUGUCUCCCGAGACUUCUCAGCUCUGUGGACAGUUUGAGCUAAGGUCGUUUAUUCUCACUAAAAGGGUGUGAAGGUCUAAAGUCUUUCCUUAUGUUAAAUUGUUGCCAGACCUGAGGGGGUGCACCAAGUGUUGUGGCAGAGGAGUAAACAUUACCUCACGGCUCGGCCUUGGCUUUAUUUUCCACUGAAAACUCUGGAAUGUAAGACAACUCUAAAAUGUGGAGCCCCACUUUGUCCAGGGUUCACAAGGAAGAACACCUGCCUUUGCCUGUUCUGAGCCCAUCCCUGCACACCUAACAGCGGCUGUAUCUGGAAGGGCAUUGUGGUGAAUUCCACUGUGUAAAAUCACACAUGGGGAACAACGCACUUCAGCGAGGCAGCAGAAAUCAGAAAGCAGAGACCAAAGAGGAUGUCCUGGGUGCUUCGUGAAGUAGCCAGUGUUAUCCCGGAGAGCUGACAAGGCCCCGCAGUGACAAACAGAACCCAAAGGGAGGGACUUCGUGCACAGGUUCAGGGGGACUCCGGAAAGAGCUUGGGGUGAAAAUAGAAAUAGUGAGGAGCUCGAAUCCCACCCUGGACACUGAUCCAUCACGUGACCAGAGACAAGCCAUUUAGCCUCUCCGUGCCUGUUCUUCAUGUAUAAACGGAGACUUACAACAUUUGUAAAAUAAUUGACACUCUCAGGGCAAAAUUUUUAAGAUCAGCAUUGUGAAAUUAAACUGAUCUGGAUCUAAUUGCCUCAAAGGCUGAAACCCAGGCAUUUGAAAUGGAAAGAAGCAGAAAGGAGGUUGACUUAGCUGAUUGGUAUGGAAACAGUUGGGCUAAGAGCCAGAAAUUUUUCUUUGUAGCGGUGUGGCUGGUUUUACUCGGAGAAGCCCUGCUGGGUUGCUGUCUAACAUUCAGUCUGGCAGAAAGGAUGUCGUUGUGCACAGACAUGAGCCGCGGUGCACAAGCUGAUGUCGCCGCAGCCAGGUGCGCAGGUACAGUCGAUGGCGGGUGUCUUUUGUGUCUGUAGCCUUGAAUGCUAAUCCUGAAAUGUAGUUUUUGAAAAAUAUUACUUUUGUAAAGCUUACGAAAAUUGACAUUUUUGCUUAUACGCAACAAGACAAAAAUAAGAAAGAGGGACACUUGACAAUUUUAAAGAAAUAAUGAGUCAUUAAAAUGAAAAGUUGUGACAAAUUGACAUGUCCAUGUGGUCAUGUCCACAUUCUUAUAUGUCUCUACCCACUUCCUGCUGAGGCCCUGACAUCCGGUGGCUCUUCCUGGUCAUGGGUGCGACAGCUUUGCAAUUCCAGAUGAGUGAUGCCCUUCUUCCUGGCUCCCAGGUGCUUCCCCGCAGGCCCUGGGGUCACUCAGGCAUAUGCAGGUUUCACUCCCCUGUAGAAAUGAGAUAUAAAAUGAAAUAUAAAAUUUCAGAUCAUGGAAGUCUCAGCAUUUAGACCAUCUCAGAAGCUGUUCCCAACCUCACAGAGGGAGCCCCAACCUUUCCCAGUGACCCAAAGAUCCCCUGUGGAGGCAGACGGCCAAAGAUGGGUCUCCCGGGACAUUUCCUGUCGCAGUGUGAGUGUCCCCUUUGGGGGCGCACACAGCACUUCUCACAUCACUCCAGUAAUGUGUGGUGGCCUGCCCCGGGGUCUGCUGGACACGAGCCACAGUGUUGGGAUAGACAAGGAAGAUGAACGAGGGGCUUCUUUCUUCUCCCCAGAGAUUCUGGGUUCUCAUUGUUCCUUCAUUUUUAUUAUAGGGCUAAACAUUUCUCUAAAAAAACCCAUAAAAAACAACAACUCUGUUUUUAAUCAUUAGUCUUUGUUUCACGGGAAGCCAGUUUUUAUUCUACCACGUUUUCCAGCAUCAACGUUAAGAAAAAUGUAACAUCCAUCGGAAAAAAAAAAAAAAAAAAAGUGGGGUGUAUGCAUGUGGUUUGAUUCCAGAUUGCUUUUGAGUUUAAGUGGUAUCAAAUUCCAGUGUAUUUCUGUCUUAUGUUAAGGAAAUAUAUUACUAAAAUGUCAGUGAGCAAUAAUGUCAGCUGUCGAGCACUAGAUUUAUUUUUGCAGGAUAUGGAGUGCAAUGAACUGAGUCAAUAUGGCGAGGUGUAUGUGAUCUGUGGGAGCUAUGCCAUUUAGCAUAGGAAAUGCAGGGACUUUCCCUCUCUGCUUCAGCCCUCGCUGCACCGUUAGGAGAUGCAGGUUUCUGCUGGUGUGUACAAAGUAUGUCCAGACAGUCAUGCAGAAUGGAUCGGAAGAAAGCAGCAGUAUAUACCAUAGUAGAGAACAUUUCUAUGUGUUUAAACUUUUCACUUCUUAGAUGCAUUUAAAUUCUUAAUGCAAAUGACAUAAUAAUUUAAAAGCUUUUCCGUGUUAAUUGAAUAGAAAAUGUCUUGCUUUAAGUACAGAAUCUGAUGAAAAGGAUUAUCGUUUGUUUGGAAGGUCCAAUAUUAUUUUUGCCUUAGAUAGCUUUGUAAUAAUUUUUCUUCCAACAAUUCAAGACUUUUGAAAAUGAUGAGAAAUUUUCAUUAAA
Molossus molossus (Pallas's mastiff bat) is the source of this 3672-nucleotide messenger RNA. RefSeq names its product methionine sulfoxide reductase B3 (gene MSRB3). The coding region runs from base 1 to 711 and encodes 236 amino acids. The record is from RefSeq and is a predicted model, not a curated record. The transcript has 6 exons. Gene Ontology annotation, biological process: protein repair; response to oxidative stress. Gene Ontology annotation, cellular component: cytoplasm. NCBI's taxonomy places the organism in Eukaryota, Metazoa, Chordata, Mammalia, Chiroptera, Molossidae. Gene Ontology annotation, molecular function: peptide-methionine (R)-S-oxide reductase activity.